AUGGAUGACUUGCCCGCUGACGGUUCGAGUCUCCCUAGUUCCUUCUAUGCGGCAUACUCUGGGAUGAUAGCCGGAAAUCCCCAUUACAGCGUCAAGGCGUGCAUGCCAGCAACCCAAGGCAACUCGCCAUGGGAAAAUCCAAUUCCGAACUCCGCAUACCAUAUCAGAAGCCCUUUAUCCGAUUAUGGCAUCAAUUUCCCCGGUUUUUCCGGCGGACCAACUGUUUUCAAGGUGGAAGCCGAUAGUACCUCAGGGUAUUCCGAAUUGCCUUAUUAUAUUAAUAAUAACACUGCUGGUGGUGACCUUUUGCCACGAGACCCUGACGAGUUUGCGAUGAGCAUUCACUGA
Blastomyces dermatitidis ER-3 is the source of this 348-nucleotide messenger RNA. RefSeq lists its product as uncharacterized. The record is from RefSeq and is a predicted model, not a curated record. The transcript has a single exon. Lineage: Eukaryota; Fungi; Ascomycota; Eurotiomycetes; Onygenales; Ajellomycetaceae. Bases 1 to 348 code for a protein of 115 amino acids.